Messenger RNA from Notothenia coriiceps (black rockcod), 809 nucleotides. RefSeq names its product rab5 GDP/GTP exchange factor-like. The annotation marks the transcript as partial. The transcript has 4 exons. Gene Ontology annotation, biological process: vesicle-mediated transport. Lineage: Eukaryota; Metazoa; Chordata; Actinopteri; Perciformes; Nototheniidae. Gene Ontology annotation, molecular function: DNA binding; small GTPase binding; zinc ion binding. The record is from RefSeq and is a predicted model, not a curated record. Gene Ontology annotation, cellular component: endocytic vesicle; cytosol.
ACCCACACAUUAAACAAAACAAAAGCAAUACUCUACGUUCGAAACCGUUUGUUCAAGCACAAACUCUGCUGCUGUUUUAUUAUCUUACAUUCAAUUAAUGUUCCUAGAUUCAGUGUAAAUCUGUAAAAGCCAGGGUUGAGAUAACGUCAUUGUCCGCACCCUGUAGGUUUCCUCAGCUCUCAAAACCGAAAGGAGGAUCUGCUCGUGCUCCGGAUCGAUGCAAACAUAAUAACAGGUUACCCGGCAUCAUGAGUCAGCGGACGGAGCGUCGGGGCGGGAUUCACGUCGACCAAUCGGACCUGCUGUGCAAAAAUGGAUGCGGUUACUACGGCAACGCGGCGUGGCAGGCUCUGUGCUCCAAGUGCUGGAGAGAGGAAUAUCAGAAGGUCCGCCAUCAACAGAUCCAGGACGACUGGGCGCUGGCAGCGAAGUUGCAGCGUGAGGAGGAGGCAGCGUACGCCAGCAGUCAUGGAUCUCAGACUCAGCCCCCCCCUCAGUCCACAAACCCCCAGCCGGGACACGCCUCUCUGGGACCCUUCUCCAAGUUUGAGGAGAAGAAGACCAACGAGAAAACACGAAAAGUGACCACCGUUAAGAAGUUCUUCAGCCCUUCGUCUCGCUCUGCUCCCAAGAAAGAAACCCAAGAGGGAAAGACUCCCAGUCCGUCUCUGAGCCGCCGAGCGAGCUUUGAUACCGACCAGGUGUCCAAAGACUUUAUGGACUUCUUGAAGAACCUCCAUAAACCCGGCAGAGAAAUCCACAAACAGUGCCGAGCCUUCAUCGUCACCAUGUCCAGCAAGAAAGUCCAG